Trichoplax adhaerens is the source of this 978-nucleotide messenger RNA. RefSeq lists its product as uncharacterized. The transcript has a single exon. NCBI's taxonomy places the organism in Eukaryota, Metazoa, Placozoa, Uniplacotomia, Trichoplacea, Trichoplacidae. The record is from RefSeq and is a predicted model, not a curated record. The coding region runs from base 1 to 978 and encodes 325 amino acids.
AUGUCCAACUAUUGUAAUCCUUGCCAGAUGCAACUCAAAUCAGGAGCUUUCUUCCUCUAUGUCAAUGGACUUGGAAAUAGUUUUGCUGAUGCUCAAAACUCGGUUGCCAGGAUUACUGAUUUACUGGGAAUGCAUUCCAAUUCAUUCUCUGUUGACUUAUUCCAUAACAGAACCAAUAUAGUCAAUUAUGUUUUUAGCACAUUUUUAGAUCACCAAGAAGAAAUCAAUCGUCAAGCCGAAUCGGCCAGUCGACUAGCUACGGUACUUCAGAAUAAAAUGCAAACUCUCUAUUCGUCUUGUGAUCCCCCAAAUGUUAUCUACGGUGUUAUUUUAGCUCAUAGUCAUGGUGCAACCUUGACCGAUCUUGCACUCAACUUGGUAGAACAACAAAACACUAAGCGUUUAGUAGUAAUUUGUUAUGGUGGAGCUAAACUCAUCCCGAACACAAAAUCGACCAUGGUUGUAAAUCAUAUCAAAGAGAAAGAUCAUGUAUCUCUUGUUGCGGUCACGUUAUCAUCCCAAGAUAAAUCUUUGGCAUAUGUAUUUCGUAGAUACAACUCUCUACGUACUAUGGGUAAAAACAAGCAAGAAGCGGCUAACAUUAUGGCUACAGAACGAGCUAUUUCUGAAAUAGUACUUCAAGUUUUGAAAGAUGAAAAGAAACUCACGAAUCAAUAUUCACUUCAAGAAUGCCAAGACUACCUAUUAGUAUUGUUUGAGUCUUAUAAUGUCGUCGUCCAUCCGAUACUGAAUGGGAAUUGUAGUUCCGACAAUAAAACACCGUCAGAAAAGGAUCGAGAUAAAAGUGAUGGCACUUUUUGGGGCAAUUUUAGAAAGAAAGCAGAAGCCAUUGGUCGAUCAAUUGCUUAUGAAGUCGAAACUGCAGUGCAUGAACAUUCAUUUAAAUCCUAUCUUAGUCAAGUGUCCAAUGAUAUCAAUUUCAUGAUAUCUGGUUCGUUCCCCUAUCAAGAUCAUUAA